AUGGCUUCCGUUAGACGUAGAAAGAUGGCUAAGUCUUCCAUCAGGAAGGCAACAAGGAAGAAUAAGGAUAAGCAGAGAAAAGCUAAUAUCUUUGCGAAUCCUAUCAUAGCUGAAAAUUGGGACUAUUCGUUAACACUAUCACAAAACUAUAAGAAGCUAGGUUUAAAGGCAAAACUCCAAACCCCAGCUGGAGGUCAAGAGAAACAACUAUCGGAUUUAGGAAACAGCGCAAGACGCCUCGAUUAUGAGGAUGGGGAAAUUGAAAGUGUAGAUUAUUCACAUGAAAUGAAUAGCGAUGGUGACUUUGACGCGGAUAAAAUACCGGAAGGUGAGGCCAGAAUUCAACGAAAUGCAUCUGGCGAUGUUAUUAAAGUCAUAUAUGGUAAGAAAAAAUUCGACAUAGACCGUGAGGUUGAAGACAUAAAGAGAGAAACUGCAGAAGAUGAAGAGAAGACAGAGGUCGUAAAGCAACUUGAAGCCUAUGCAAAUAGGCCCGUUGCUCCUAAAAAGAGAGUUCAGAGUGAACGGGAAGAGCAGUGGCUGGAAAAACUUUACAGGAAGCAUGGUAACAAUUACAAAAAGAUGUUUUUUGACAAGAAGCUCAACAUCUACCAACAAACAGAAAGCGAUUUAAAGAAUAGAAUCCUCAAGUGGAAGAGCAAAUAUAACAUCACUGAUUAG
This is a messenger RNA of Lachancea fermentati, 681 nucleotides long. NCBI's taxonomy places the organism in Eukaryota, Fungi, Ascomycota, Saccharomycetes, Saccharomycetales, Saccharomycetaceae. The record is from the annotation of a GenBank genome assembly.